AUAUAGUUUAGUUACGAUUUCGAAAACGACCCGACGCGUCCGCCGCCGGCGACAAUACCCGAUUUCUCGAAUCGAUCCCACAAAUCGAGCUUCGUCUCUCUUACGUUGUACGGUGUUGUGCUCAGUGCAGUGCCUUAAAGGAUUACUUUCCUUGAAGUUUACGGUUGAAGAGCCAGCCUCUUCACUUAUCCGCGGAGCGUCCGCCCCCGGGAUGCCCAGCUAGCGAACAUGGGGACGGACGACUUAGCGCCGAGCUUCACGCAGAAGCCUCAGCUGCGUCAGGAGGACGAUGGCAACAAGCUCGUCUUCGAGUGCCAGCUGCUGGCCGCGCCGAAACCGGACAUCUGCUGGUACCGCAGCGAUGAACUGCUCAAGGAGGAUACUAGAACUAAAUUUAAGAUCCAGAGCAUCGAGAAGAACAAAUUCUUGGUGGUGCUCGAGUUGGACGACGUGAUCGAGAGCGAUGCGGGGCUGUACAAAGUUAAAGCUAAGAACAAGAUGGGCGAGGUGGCCGCCUCCAUCAAUCUUAACUUCAGCCCCGCUGACGAAGACAAACAAAAACAAGUGGACGGUAAAGCGCCAACGUUCGCGCGCAAGCCCGCCAUCCGGCAGGAGGAUGACGGCAAGCGGCUCAUCUUCGAGUGCCGCAUCGAGGCGGAGCCCGUGCCCACGGUCGCCUGGUUCCAUAACACGGCCGAGGUCAAGCCUGGCGCGAGGCAUAAGUUAACAGUAAGCAAAGACGGAAAGUCUUACUAUGCCUCGCUGGAAAUCGCAAACGUGACCGUGGAAGACGCGGGCAAAUACAAGGUGACCGCCAAGAACGAACUCGGCGAAAGCAACGCCACGAUCAGCCUGAACUUCGACAGCGACGAAGCGCCCGUUCCUGAGGACUAUAUCAAACCGACGUUCACGGAAAGACCCGUCAUCAGGCAAUCGGAGGAUGGUACAAGAAUCACAUUCGAAUGCAGAUGUGUUGGCAAACCGAAACCAACCGUCGCAUGGUACCAUGGCAAAAAACUAAUAAAAGAAAGUAGUCGACAUAAAAUAACAUUAGAAGAGGACCAAACAUUAUAUCAUAUAGCGCGAUUAGAAAUCAUAGGCGUAGAAAAUACGGACAAAGGAGAAUACCGGGCAUUGGCAAAAAACAAACAUGGUGAAGGCGUAGCGAAAAUAAAUCUCAACUUUGAAAGUGGAGAUAAACCGAAAAUUCCUGAUGGUAAAGCACCAAGAUUCCCCAAAAAGCCGACAAUAAGACAGGAGGGAGAUGUUUUAAUUAUGGAAUGCGUACUCGAAGCGUAUCCCGUCCCAGACAUCGUGUGGUUCCACGGGGAAAAGGAACUUAAAGAUGGAUCAAAAAUGAAGAUGUCCCGAAAAGCGACGGGAAAAGACACGUUUAAUUUGACAUUAGAAAUAUUAGGCCCUACUAGGGAAGAUGGUGGCAAUUAUAGGUGCAAUGCCUUCAACUUGUUUGGUGAGAGUAAUGCAAACAUUGCUCUCAAUUUCCAAGGUGGGGAUGACGAGAAUGGUUUCGCACCAUCGUUCAUAGAGAAACCUCGAAUCAUUCCCAACGAAGAUGGCACACUCAUCACAAUGCGUUGUGUGUGCAAGGCAAAGCCGGCGGCUGAAGUAACAUGGUACAGAGGCACGACCGCAAUCAAAGCUAGCAGUAAGAUUGAGAUCAAAUCGAGUGUGAUAAGUGAGGAUGUUUACGAAUUGAUAUUACUUUUGUCGAACCCGACGGGAGCGGAUGGUGGCGCUUACCGCUGUCACGUCAAGAAUGAAUACGGCGAAAGCAAUGCUAACUUAAACCUCAACAUCGAGGCCGAACCAGAACCAGAAGGCGAAGGCCCAACAUUUGUCGAGAAGCCGACAAUCCAAUCAAAGGAUAACGGUAAACUAGUAACCAUGGGAUGCAAGGUUAAAGCUAGCCCGAAACCGACGAUCGUGUGGUACCAUGAGGGUAAGGAAAUCAAAGACUCAUCGAAAAUCAAGACCAGAGUCGAAGUAAAGGAAGAUAUAUACACAAUUGUUUUGGAACUCAUCGAUCCUGGUAUUGAAGACUCCGGAUUAUAUAAAUGCAACAUUAAAAACGAACUUGGGGAGCUCAAUGCAAAUCUUACGCUCAAUAUUGAAAUCAUUCCAGUUAUCAAAGAAAAACCAAAGGUCAUUAAGAUAGUUAAAAAGAAGACUGUUAUUGUUGAAUGUAAAGUAUUAAGUAAAUUUGCACCGGCUUGCACCUGGUUCAAGGAAGCAAGUGCUGUCAAGGAGGACUCAAGACACACUGUGCUCAUUGAGCCUCUUAGAGAGGGUGAAUUCACAGUCAAAUUGGAAAUCUCAAACGUUUCACAAACCGACAAGGGAUCAUACAAGCUCGUGGCCAAGAACGAAAAGGGCGAGGCGACGUCUCAAGUGGUCGAAAUCUCUGAAAUCCCUGAACCUCAGGGUGACAAGCCACAGAUCAUCAAACACUUCAGGAGCCUGGCCAAGAAAGAAAACGAGGAGGCAGAGUUCGUUGCUGUCCUCAAAACAUCAGACCAGUCGUGCAGAUGCACCUGGUACAAGAACUCCACAGUCAUCAGGGACUCGUCUGAGGUCAACACGUCAUUCGACGGAACCAACGCGCGCCUGAUUAUCAGGAAGGUGUCCUCCAAAUACGUGGCCACGUACCGCGUAGUCAUUAAGAACGAGUUUGGAGAAGACGAGUCUAGUGCUGACUUGACGAUCGUGGAGGAAAAGAAGAAGAAGGAGGAGGAAGAGGAAAAGAUGGAAGAAGAAGAAGAAGAAAAGACGAUUAUCGAAUCAGAAGAAGAGAUGUCCAUCGUCGAAGAAAAAUCGCUGGCUGAAGAAAACCACAUCGAACAAAAGAAGACCGUCAAAAAGGUUGAAAAGAAGGAAGAAAUUAAGGUCGAAGAGAAGAAGGAAGAAGUAAAGAUGGAAGUUGACGAAGCCAAAAAAAUUAUUCAGAAGAAAACUGCGAAAAGUGAAGAAGAAAAGAAAGAAAUGCUUGAAAAAUUGGAGAAGAGGAAGAAAUCGGAACCUGAGGCUAAAAUUGAAGGCAUUCCAAAACUCAAAUCAGUCAAGCCCAAGGAAGAACCGGUUGAGGAAAAGAAAGACGACAAGAAGACUGAAUCCAAAACAACUACCAAAAAGGUUGUCAAAAAGAAGGUCGUUGCAAAGAAGGAUGAGGACGUACUGGAAUUCGUCGACGAUUACGAGCGACCAGUUUUGGAGAAAUACGAAAAAAUUACACCAACGCCACUCGCUAAAAAACCGAAAGAAGAUGACACACCCAAGUCAAAACGUGCGUCUGUAUCCGAAAGCGUUAAAAGUGAACAAUAUGAAAGUGAAGAAGAGCCUUCGGUGGCUGCGCCGGCACCAGAGAAGAAACCUAAGGUUGAGGCCAAAAAGGAGGAAGAGAAACCUGAAGCUAAGAGACCUAGCAUCAAAAAGGGUAUUCCUAAACCAGAGGAACCUGUAGAUGAAUUAUCUGGUGUUAAAUUGUCCAAAACACCGACUAAACCAACAGAAACAAAGACUGAGGAACCUCAAGCGGCUAAAGCUAAAAAAUCGGUUGCUAAGCCAAAAGAGGAGAAAGAAUUUGUUGAUGACUACGAAAGACCGGAACUCGAGAAAUACGACAAAAUGACACCGACUCCUAGUGAUAGAACUAAAAAACAGAACGGAGUGGAGGAUACUCCGGAGUUCGUGGAUGAUUACAAAAAACCUGAACUAGAACAAUACGAAAAGGUCACUCCCACACCUAGAGAUAAACGUCGCGCUAGUGAGACGGAGGAUGAGGUUGAUAUGAUGCGAGGCAAGAUAAAACCGAAACCUGAAGAAGAGGAACCAGAAAAACCUACCCUUCGUAAACGUCCGGUUACAAAGGAUAAGGAGGAAGACAAAAAACCGGAAGAAAAACCAAAGGCUAAGCCUGCAGAAAAAGACAAGCCUGAGGCUAAAAAACGUCCAUCUCUUAAGGAGAAAGAGGUCGUGGAAGAAGAAUUUGUCGACGACUAUGAGAGACCCGUGCUUGAAAAGUACGAGAAAAUCACACCAACACCCACUGAGAAAAAGAAGAAGGACGACAAAAAGCCUGAGGAACCUGAAGAGGUACCGUCCGCAACUGCCACAGCUAGGCGUCGUUCUGUUAAAGACAAAGACAAGCCAGAGGUAAAAAAAAACUUAUGCCCCAUUAAUGAUGUUGCACUUAUUACAUUAAUUGGUAUUUAUAACGAUACAAUAAUUGUUUAGCCAAUGGACGUUGAUGAGAGCGUCAGCCUAGCCAAGCCGAAAACACCAGCAAAGCCAGGACAAGAGCCUGAAGAGGUCGCACUCACCCACAAAACACCCGCGCAAACUAAACCUACGGAGGAUUCCGCGGCAGCCGAAUUAAAGGUUAAGAAACCUGAAAUUGUUGAAGAGAAAACAAUAAAGAGGAGGCCUUCGGCAAAGGGUGAAGAUACUGAAGAGUCUGUCAGCCUCACCAAGCCUCGAACUAAGACAAGCACUACCGCCCCUGAAGAAGCCUCUCUUACCCAAAAGACUCCUGCUAAGAAAAAGCCAACGGAGGGAUCAGAGGCAGCGUCACUUAAAGUCAAAAAACCAGCCGUCGUCAAAAAAGAUGACGAUGAUGAGGAACCUCUGACCGUUCAAGCUGGUAAAUUUGAAAAGCCACAACUGAAGAAAACUAGCAAGAAGACCACUGACACAGCUAAAAAAGCCACUACUAGUGACAAAGAAAAUAUGGAUGGGGUGGAACUGGACUUUGUUGAUGACUAUGAGAGGCCAGUCCUCGAGAAAUAUGAGAAGAUAUCACCUACUCCUACAGUACGGGAGAAGAAAGAAAAGGAAACAGCUAAGGUCACAAUGAUGGCACAACAGCAACACCUUCAAGUAAAGACCGAAAGUCGGAGGACAUCUGUUCAGAGCGAGACUGCUGAGGUUAAGACUGAGAGCCGCAAGAGCUCAAUCGUCGAAACCAAAGGACUUAAGCUCACAAAAGAAACUGCGGAAAGCAGAAAGUCUUCGAUUUCGUCGGUCGCUGAGCAACAGCAGACCGCGACACUCAAAAAGACGGCUCAGAGGCCCAGCAUUAAGGAACCGGAAACUGCAGAAAUUGAACAAGUCAAACUAAAGGAUGACAAAAAUCAGACAGUUGAAGAAAAGGUAACAACAGGUACUGUCGAUAAGCCUUCAGAAAAAGUUAGUCCAAGGCGACCAUCGAAAACAGAAACACAGAAACCAAACGAAAAAGUGGAACCGAAACGUAAAGAUAGUCUUGAUCGCCCCACUGAGACAAAGUACCCUUGGCGACGUCCCAGUAAAACUGAGGUAACCGAAGACAUAUUCGAUGAAAAGAUUACGGAAAAGACAAAGAUCAAUAGAAAGUCAUCCAUUCAUCAGGUUACUGAUCGCAAAGAAGAUGUUAAAGAUAGUCCUUCAGAGUCUCCGUAUCCUUGGCGUAGAACUAGCAAAACAGAGGAAACGAAGGAUAGUAAAAUACUUGACGAUAAAGUAACUGAGAGCAAGAGCAAAUCUUCUCUCGAUCGAUCUAUUUCUACCCCGACUAAAGUAGCUGAGGAACCUUCGGAAAAACCAAAGCCCAAACGUAAGAUAGGCAUGGAACAACCAGCUGAUUCUAUAUACCCUUGGCGCCGUCCAAGCAAAACUGAGGUCGUACCAGAUAAGGUAGCGGAUGAUAAAAAAGAAACACCAGAACUCCAAGUUGAAAGCACUGACGACUCUUCAGAACGUCGUUUUCCUUAUCGACGCACAAGCAGUGUUAUGGAUGAGGAAAAUAUCGUUACUGAAGAAGGCUGGGUGGAACCUGCUGAGGUCAAAAUGUUUAAGGGACGGGAUGAUGACCCUAUUAUUAUUAUUACACCUGACAUUGUCGUUGACAAUCCGUACCCAUGGCGAAAAUCAAUACCAGAGAUACCAACACUGUCAACGCCAGAGCCAGAACAGAAAAAGAUACCAUUUUCAUGGGAUUCGAUUCCAGAAAUACCACAGGCUGAGCAAACACCAGAGAUAGAGGACAAAUACAAUCCAAUUCUACACACACCAGAACCUGUGGGUCGGCGAAGGCCGUGGUCUCCCCAGGCUGAGGCAGAACAACAGGCAACAUUAGGAAUCCCACAAGCUUAUAGCGGACCUCAAACACCCGAGGAGAAAGUGGCAGUCAAAGAAGAGAAAGUUGAGGAAGAAGUCAAAAAGGCCAAGGUCACAAGCGUGAAAAAGAAGGCGGAAGACCUUCCAGAGAUCGCGGACUAUGAGAGGCCGGAACUUGAGAAGUUUGAAAAGCCCACCUUCACCCAGACGACUAAAGACAAGCCAGAGAAGGAUACUAAGCCAAAGGUGCCAGAAAUUAAGGCGCCCGAGGAGAAGCCUGCUGCUUUGGCACCCAAGAUCGAGGUGAUCCGUGAAAAGUCACCUCGACCCGACAUGCCCAGGAAACCUUCGCUGGCUCCAGGAGCUCCUGGCAGCAGGAGAGGCUCCCUCAUCCCUCCUCCGGAGGAGAUGGGCAGGAGACCGUCUCUUAUCAUCAGCGACGAAGAAAAUAGAAAACUAAGACCUGGUGAGGUGGUCGAAGAGAAGAAGGUCACCAAAUUACGUCCAGGCGAAGUUUUAGACGACAAAAAGCGGCGAAAGUCGGCCGACACGCGCCGGCCGUCCAUCCAGGAGUUGGAGGACCUCAUCAAUAAACCCUCGGUGCCGCUAAAGCCGAAGGGUGAUGAGGGGCCACCGGUCAUCGUGGACGUACAGGAGAGCUACUCCGCUGUUGAAGAUCAAACCGGCUACCUGACCGUGCAAGUCGAGGGUAACCCUGCACCAACCUUCAAGUUCUACAAGGGCGUGACGGAGCUCAUCGAGGGCGGCCGAUUCAAGUUCGUCACCGACGAGAAUGGGCUCAUCACGCUGUGCAUGCGCAAGGUCAAACCUAACGAUGAGGGCAAAUACAAGAUCGUGGUCAGCAAUAUUCAUGGAGAAGAUUCGGCGGAGAUGCAGCUUUAUGUGUCGGACGCCAGUGGCAUGGACUUCCGUGCCAUGCUUAAGAAGAGGAAGUACGCCAAAUGGGGUAAACCGGACGGCGACCCAGACUGGGGUGACCUCAAGGAGGUCGAAAAACCAGUGCCAGCGCUCAAGAAAGUUGAAAAGAAACAAGAAUCGUUCUUGAAGCCCCUCGUCGAUCAAUUCGCGAAGGAGGGCAAGGAUAAGAAGGUGGUGUUCGAAGCUAUCUUCUCCAAGCCUAAUGCUAAGCCGAAGUGGUUCUUCCGUAAAGAUGAACUGUUCCCUGGCUCCAAAUAUAAGAUGACCAACGAGCAGGACUCGUAUAAACUGAUCAUCAUGACUCCUAAAGUGGAGGACACGGGUAAAAUAACGAUUGAAGUUGGUGGCAUCACCUGCACUGCGUUCCUCCAAGUUGAGGAACCAGACCCGACAUAUUCCUUCACCAAGAAUCUGAAGAAGAGCGUCAGUGGCUACACGGCGCACGAGACCACACUCGAGUGUACUGUCUCUAACAGUCUCGCCAUCGUCUCCUGGUGGAAGGGAGACAAGAAGUUGGAAGAUGGCGAAGACUACCAGAUCUCCAAAGACUUGUCUGGCGUGUGCAGGCUUACCAUAAAGAGCUCUAAGUUCGAAGACGCAGGCAAAUACACCUGCAAAAUUGAAAAGCAGCCAGACAAGACUGAAUGUGAAGUGAAGAUUGUAGAGUAUCCUUACAAAUUCACUAAGGUGCUGAAGUCACAGCAGGCCAUUGAAAAGGACACCAUCACACUGCUUUGUGAACUAGACGAUGCUGGUGGUGAAGUACAAUGGUUCAAGAACGACGAGCCGCUGCAGACGGACAAGCGCGUCACCGUGGUGAAGGAAGGGCGCAAACGCAAGGUGGUGAUCAAGGACGCCAAGGUCACGGACGCCGGCAACUACAAAUGUACCAGCAACGCCGACGAGACCCAGUGCGAGCUGAUCGUCAAUUACUCGAAUCGCUUCAACAAGAAGUUGAAGGACACCGAAGCAAUUGAGAGGGACAAGGUGGUUCUGGAGGUGGAGCUCCAGGAUCAGACCGCCGAGGCCGUAUGGUCUUUCAAUGGACAGCCCAUUGUGCCCAACGAGAGAAUCGAAAUCAAGAACCUGGGCGGCGGUAAACACCAGUUGAUCUUCAACAAACUGGAGAUGGAAGAUGACGGCGAGAUCCUCUGCGAGUCGGGCAAGCUCAGCUCGUCUUGCAAACUGACUGUGAAGAAGGGAGAGUCAAAGCCGACCAUCGACUGCCCGGAGGAGUUCUUCGGGCCUGCGGGACAGCCUUUCGUCAUCGAGGUGCCUUAUAAAAUUACCGGCACCCGAGUAUCGCCUAUCGAGGCUAAACUGUGGAAGGAUGGUAAAGCGCUGCCCGUUAAGGAAGUUGAGGUAGUGGUCGAACAAGAGAAGGUCCUCUUCAAGAUCAAGAAACCACAGAGGGACUUAUCUGGCAAAUACCAAAUUAAGAUGUCGAACGCCCAGGGCGAAGACGCCAAGGAUGUUAACAUUACCAUGCAGAGCGUGCCGACGCCUCCUCAGGAUGUGGAGGUUGCUGAGGUGUUCCAGACAUCUUGUGUGGUUAACUGGAAGACGCCGCAAGACGAUGGUGGUUCGCCACUCGUCAAAUACGUUAUUGAACGACAGGACCUGUCUCUCAAAGCUGGCUGGGACAACGUGGGCGAAGUGCCCGCCGGCCAGCCAACCAAGUUUAAGGUUGAGGAUCUCGUUGCGAAGAAGACAUACAAGUUCAGGAUCCGCGCUGUCAACAAGAUCGGCUCUUCGGAGCCGGGAAUGUUUGGCAAACCAGUUCUGGCGAAGGACCCGUGGGACGAACCAUCGAAGCCCAAGAAUGUGGAGCUUACGGACUGGGACAAAGACCACGCAGACCUUAAAUGGCAGAAGCCUGACAACGAUGGCGGUGCGCCAAUCACUGGCUACGUCAUCGAGUACAAGGAGAAGUUCGGCAAGGACUGGGUAAAGGGGAAGGAAGUGCCCGGCGACUGCCUGUCAGCCACGCAAGACGGUCUGAAGGAAGGCGGUACCUACGAGUUCAGGGUGCGCGCUAUCAACAAGGCGGGCCCUGGCGAGCCUAGCGACACCACUAAACCGAUUGUCGCGAAGUGCAGAUUUGUCAAGCCAUACAUCAUCGGAGAGGGUCUCCAGAACAUGAUCAUCAAGAAGGGACAGGUCAUCACCUUUGAUAUCAAGUACGGCGGUGAACCUGAACCAGAGGUCAAAUGGAUGCAGGGUGAAGAGGAAAUCAAAGACGAUGGUGAUCGCAUCACCAUCGACAAGUACGAGAAAAAUACGGUCCUCAAUGUCAGGAAGACCACCAGGCCUGAUAGUGGAAAGUACAAGCUGGUGCUCACCAACUCCUCGGGCACUUGCGAGAGUAUUGCUGACGUUGUUGUGCUAGACAAACCGAACAGGCCGAAUGGUCCUAUCGAAGUGGAAGAUGUCCGUGCCGAGAAGGCGACAGUCAAAUGGAAGAAACCCGACGAUUGGCAGGGCUCAGAUAUCACCGGCUACACGCUUGAGAAGAUGGAUAUGGACACUGGAAACUGGGUACCAUGCGGCGAAUGCGGGCCUGAGCCCACACAGUUCCAGGUCAAGGGACUGACACCGAACCACAAAUACAAGUUCAGGGUUCGCGCCGUCAAUAAAGAGGGAGAAUCUGAGCCUUUGGAGACCGAUGGCUUUAUUCUCGCUAAGAAUCCUUAUGACCCGCCGAAAGCACCAAGCAAGCCAGUUAUCAUCGACUAUGACAACCAGUCGGUCACGUUGCAAUGGGAGGCACCCACCGACAACGGUGGACGGCCCAUCCUCGGCUACGUUGUGGAGAAGAAGGACAAGUUCUCCGCCGAUUGGAUUGAGGUUGUCAAGACAGAGGACACCAAGACAGAGUACAAGGUGGAAGGGCUGAAGGAGAAGAUGAUCUACCAGUUCCGUGUGAAGGCCUACAACAAGGCUGGCGUUGGUGAGGCGUCACCGCCCACUGACAACCACCUCUGCAAGCAUAAGAACUUGAAGCCUCGCAUCGAGCGCAGCACGUUCAAGUCAGUGAUCAUCAAGGCCGGCCGCACCCAUAAGUGGUCUGUGGAUGUCAUCGGUGAACCUGCCCCGGAGAUGACUUGGUCGUGGCGCGAGAACAUCAAGCUAGUGAACACCGAACGUAUCAAGAUCGAGAACCAGGAGUACCACACCGAUUUCACCAUCAUCAAUGCGGUGCGCCGCGACACCGGCAAAUACACGUUGAGGGCUGAGAACUGCAACGGUUUCGAUCAGGAGACCGUCGAGUUGACUGUUCUUAGCAAGCCCUCGGCGCCUAAAGGGCCGCUGGAGGUAUCAGACAUCCACGCCACUGGCUGCAAGGUCCGCUGGGAGAAGCCGGAAGAUGACGGCGGAUCCCCGGUCAAGGAAUACGAGCUGGAGAAGAUGGACAUGGCUACCGGCAAAUGGGUGCGCGUUGGCAGGGUUGCUGGCGACAAGAAGCCUCUAGAGAUGGAGGUGACCGGACUCGAACCCGGACACCAGUACAAGUUCCGCGUGACCGCCGUCAACGACGAGGGCGACUCUGAGCCGCUGGAAGCCGAGAAGGCUAUCCUGGCUAAAAAUCCUUUCGACGUCUCGGACAAGCCCGGCAACGUCGAAGUGGCAGAUCACGACAACCAGAGCGCCACAGUCAAAUGGGACCCGCCCAAGAGCGACGGCGGAGCGCCCAUACAGAAGUACAUUAUUCAGAAGAAACCGAAGGGUGGCGAUUGGGAGAACGCUCUAGAGGUGCCCGGUACCGCCACGGAGGCUAAAGUGGACGGUCUGCCUGAGGGCAGCGAAUAUCAGUUCAGGGUGAUAGCCGUCAACAAGGCGGGUCCUUCCGAGGCGUCGGACCCGACCAAGAUGACCACCAUCAGGCACAAGGCUUUGAAACCACGCAUCGACCGCACCAACCUGAAGGCGGUGGCCGUGCGCGCGGGCAAGCCGAUCUUCUUCGACGUCAACGUCAGGGGUGAACCCGCGCCUACCGUGCAAUGGUUCCAGAAGUGGAAGGGAGAAGAGAAGGAGGUGAAAGAAAACGUAAUCAACGUGGAUUACAACACCAAAUUAGACAUCAAGGACUCCGUCCGCGCCAUGACCGGCACCUACCGUAUCUUGGCCACCAACCAGCACGGCACAGAUGAAGCUGAGGUCGAUAUCACUGUGCUGAGCGCGCCGGGCAAACCUGGUGGACCAUUGAAGGUCGCAGACGUCACCAAAUCUGGCUGCAAGCUGUCUUGGAAGAAGCCAGAGGACGAUGGUGGCAAGCCAGUAACUGGUUACGUAGUAGAAAAGCUCAACAAGGCCACCGGCCGCUGGGUGCCGGUCGGUAAGACCGACGACACGGAGAUGGAGGUCAAGGGUCUGCAGGAGGGCGAGGAGUACGAGUUCAGGGUCCGCGCUGUCAAUGACGAAGGCGAGUCGGAACCGCUGAAGACGGACCAUAGCAUCAUCGCGAAGAACCCUUACGAUAUUCCCGGCAAGCCGUCCGUGCCGACCAUCGAGGACUGGGACGUGGACCGCGUGGACCUGACGUGGGAGGCGCCCAAGAGCACCGGCGGCGCGCCCAUCACCGGUUACGUCAUCGAGAAGAAGGAGAAGUACGGGUCGUGGCAGGAGGCGCUUACUACCAAUACGCCAGAGUGCAAGGCCCGCGUGCCGGAGCUGAAGGAAGGCAACACGUACCAGUUCCGCGUGCGCGCCGUCAACAAGGCCGGCCCCGGCGAGCCGGGCGAGCCCACGCAGCCGCACGUCGCCAAGGCUAGGUUCUUGAAACCAUGGAUCAACCGCGACAAGAUGCACGCGAUCCGCGUCCGCGCAGGCACCACCAUCAAGCUGGACGUCGACAUCAAGGGUGAACCGCCACCAACCAAGACCUGGAUCUUCGCCAACAAGCCGUUGGAGAGCGGCGAGGGCGUCAAGAUCGAGAACGAGGAUUAUAAUACCCGUAUGACGCUGACGGAGACGUCGUGGAAGAAUACGGGCGUGUAUACGCUGAAGGCGGUUAACGAUUCGGGAACCGAUGAGGCUACUGUUGAGAUUACUGUGCUCGACAAGCCAGGCAAACCCGAAGGCCCGCUCGAGGUGUCCGACGUCCACGCCGACCACGUGAAGCUCGCGUGGCAGAAGCCCAAGCACACCGGAGGGCUGCCUCUCAGCGCAUACGUGGUGGAGAAGAUGGACGUGCUCACUGGCAAGUGGGUACCGGCUGGCACGGUCGAGCCGGAUACUACUGAGGCUACUGUCACUGGCCUAGAACCCGGCCACACCUACCAGUUCCGAGUCAAGGCGCUCAACGAGGAAGGCGAAUCAGAGCCCCUGGAGACCGACCACGGCGUCCUGGCCAAGAACCCGUACGACGUGCCCGCCGCGCCCGGCCUCCCGGACAUCGUGGACUGGGACGAGAAGAGCGCCAAGCUCAAGUGGGAGCCGCCUAUUAGGGACAAUGGAGCGCCCAUCACUGGAUACAUUAUUGAGAAGAUGGAUAGGGAUACGGGAGAGUUUGUCAAGGCCGCCGAAAUCCAAGGCAACGUGUGCCAAGGCACCGUACCUAAGUUGGAAGAGGGCAGCCAAUACCAGUUCAGAGUGCGAGCGGUGAACAAGGCCGGACAAUCCGAGCCUUCGGAGAACACCAACUGGCACACCGCUAAGGCCCGAUUCUUGAAACCAAGAAUCGACCGCACCAACCUCAAGCCCGUGUCCGUGAAGGCCGGCCUGCCCGUCUCGCUGGACGUCAAGGUGUUCGGCGAGCCGCCCGCCACCGUCACCUGGUUCUUCAAGGGCGAGGAGAUCAAGACCGGAACUCCGGAUAACCUGGAGAUUAUUAAUAUUGAUUAUAACACGAAGUUCUUGAUGACGAAGAGCAGGAGAGCUAAUACUGGGAAGUAUGUGAUUAAGGCCAAGAAUGAAGUAGGGGAGGAUGAGGCUGAAGUCGAGAUUACUAUUCUUGGCAAGCCAUCCAAGCCCAAAGGGCCGCUCGAAGUGGCUGACGUCACAAAGAGCGGCUGCACGCUCGCCUGGCAGAAGCCAGAGGACGACGGCGGGUCGCCCAUCGACUACUACGAGAUUGAGAAACUUGAUCCGCUUACUGGCCAAUGGGUCCCAUGCGGCACGGCCAAGGACUGCAAAGCCAACAUCACCGGCCUGCAGGAGGGCAAGCCCUACAAGUUCCGCGUCAAGGCCGUCAACAAGGAGGGCGAGUCCGAGGAGCUCGAGACCGAGAAGCCUAUCAUCGCUAAGAAUCCGUUCGACGAGCCCGGCAAGCCCGGCAGGCCCGAGCCCAGGAACUGGGACAAGGACUUCGUGGACCUGGAAUGGUCUCCGCCCAAGGAGGAUGGCGGCGCGCCUAUCACUGGCUACAUCAUCCAGAAGAGAGAGAAGGGUGGACGAUCAUGGCAAGACGCCCUCCGCACGUCGGGCGACCGCCCCGUGGGCCGCGUCACGGACGUGGAGGAGGGUCACGAGUACGAGUUCCGGGUUAUCGCCGUCAACAAGGCCGGCCCCGGGGAGCCCUCUGAGCCGAGCAAAUCCGUUAUCUGCAAGCCGAGAUUCCUGGCACCGAAGAUCGACCGCAAGAACCUGCAAAAGCGCAAGGUCAAGGUCGGCGAAGUCCUCAAGUUCGAGGCCGACGUCAAGGGCGAACCGGAGCCCACCAUCACCUGGACUCUCAACGCGCAGCCGCUUAAGCCGGACGAGCGGCUUAAGAUCGAGAACAAGGAUUACCACACAUCGUUCGCGCUGCAAAAGUGCACGCGCAAGGACGGCGGCACGUACCUGGUGACCGCCAAGAACGACUCCGGAACCGAUUCCGUGGAGAUCGAGGUCCAGGUCGUCAGCAAGCCGGCCAAGCCUAAGGGACCUUUGAAGGUUUCGGACGUGAAAGCCGACGGCUGCAAGCUCAAAUGGGAGCCGCCGGAAGACGACGGCGGCGAGCCCAUCGAGAGCUACGUGGUGGAGCGCAUGGACACCGAGUCCGGCCGCUGGGUGCCCGUCUGCAGCACCAAGAGCCCCGAGGCCGACGUCACCGGCCUCAACGAGGGCAAGGACUACCUGUUCAGGGUCAAGGCCGUCAACCCCGAGGGAGAGAGCGAGCCGCUGGUCACCGAGACCGCUACCACCGCUAAGAAUCCUUAUGGCGAACCGGACGCCCCAGGCAAGCCCGAAUUCAAGGACUGGAGCAAGGACCACGUGGACCUCAAGUGGGAGAAGCCUUCCAGCGAUGGCGGCGCGCCCAUCACCGCCUACAUCGUGGAGAAGAAGGACCGCGACAGCGGCAAAUGGGUUAAAGCUGCUGAGGUCCCCGGCACCAAGUGCGAAGCUCGCGUGCCCGACCUGAUCGAAGGCAAGACCUACCAGUUCCGUGUGAAGGCCGUCAACAAGGCCGGGCCCGGCAAGCCGUCCGCCGCCUCAGAGAACUUACUCGCUAAGGACCGCUUUGCGCCCCCGAAGAUUGACCGCACGAACAUGCGUGACAUCACUAUCAAGGCUGGCCAGAACAUCCGCUUGGAUAUCAAGGUCAGCGGUGAACCUCCACCAACCAAGACCUGGUUCCACAACAAGGAGCGUCUAGCCACCCGCGACGACCUCACCGUCGACGCCGAGGACUACAAGAUCAAGCUAACGGUCAUCCUGGCCGCACGCAAACACAGCGGCACUUACGUACUGAAGGCUGAAAACAGCAGCGGCAAGGACGAGGCCACCAUCCAGGUCAACGUUCUGGAUGUACCGGCUAAGCCUGAGGGACCGCUCAAGAUCUCCGACGUCCACAAGGAGGGCUGCACGCUCAAGUGGAACCCGCCGCUGGACGACGGCGGCGCGCCCAUCGACCACUACCUGGUCGAGAAGAUGGACACCGAGACCGGCCGCUGGAUGCCGGCCCUGAAAACUAAGGAUCCUAAGGCGGAGAUUGACAACUUGGUGCCUGGACAGGAAUACAAGUUCAGGGUCUCUGCGGUCAACAACGAGGGUGUAUCGGAGCCGCUGGAAGCGGAUCAUGCUAUUAUUGCGAAGAAUCCGUUCGACGAGCCCGGCAAGCCUGGCACACCGGAAGUUGUGGACUGGGACCGCGACCACGUGGACCUCAAAUGGGAGAAACCCAUCAAAGAUGGCGGCGCUCCCAUCACCGGAUACAUUAUUGAGAAGAGGGAGAAGGGAUCGCCUAAAUGGGUGAAAGCCUGCGAGGUCGGCCCCAACGACAACGAGAAGGCCACAGUGCCCAACCUGGACGAGGGUACAGAAUACGAGUUCAGGGUGAAGGCCGUGAACGAGGCUGGUCCUGGCGAGCCCAGUGAUGCCAGCAAGAGCGUCGUCUGCAAACCUAGGCGAUUGGCACCAAAGAUCGACCGUCGCAACCUGCGCACGAUCAAGGUCCGCGAGGGCGAGCCCAUCUCGCUCGACAUCAAGGUCAGCGGUGAACCCGCACCUGACGUCACUUGGACGCUCAACGGCAAGAGUGUACAGAGCGGUGGCGGUCUCAAAUUGAUCGAGAUCCCAUACAUGACCAAGUACCAGCACUCGAGCCCGAAACGGAAGGAUUCCGGCACGUACAAGAUCCAAGCCGUCAACAAGUACGGACAAGAUACAGCCGAGCUUGAGAUCAUUGUUACUUCCAAGCCAGAGAAGCCGGAAGGCCCGCUGGAAGUGUCCGACAUCCACAAAGACGGAUGCUCGCUCAAAUGGAAGCGGCCCAAGGACGACGGCGGCGAGCCCAUCGAGGCCUACCUGGUCGAGAAGUAUGACCCCGAGACCGGGUCGUGGGUGCCCGUUGGCAAGACCCUGGGCAACGUGCCCGAGAUGGAGGUCGAUGGCUUGAUCCCUGGACAUGAGUACAAGUUCCGCGUGAAGGCGAUCAACAAGGAGGGAGAGUCCGAGCCUCUCGAGACGUUCGGAUCCAUCGUGGCCAAGGAUCCCUUCACCGUCCCCGACGCGCCGUCCGCGCCCGCGCCCGACGACUGGUCGGCGACGCACGUGGACCUCAAGUGGGAGGCGCCUCUGUCCGACGGCGGCUCGCCCAUCAUCGGAUACAUUGUCGAGAAGAAGGACAAGUACAGCCCCUUGUGGGAGAAGGCAGUGGAAACGCAUACGCCUACGCCAUCUGCUACUGUCAACGGCUUGAUCGAAGGCAACGAAUACCAAUUCCGAGUGAUCGCCAUCAACAAGGCCGGCCAGAGCAAACCGUCCGAAGCGAGCAAGAACUUCAUCGCCAAGCCUCGCUUCCUGGCUCCGAAGAUCGACAGGAGACACCUCAGGGAUGUCACCAUCUCGGCUGGCGCUACGCUGAAGCUGGAGGCUGUGAUCACUGGCGAGCCGCCACCAGCGGUUGAAUGGAGGUCACAGAACAUGCCACUCCGACCAUCCAAGGCGGUCACCAUCGACAGCCCCGACUACUUCACCAAGCUCAUCAUCCGUCCCGUCCGUCGCGACGACUCCGGCGAGUACACCGUCACGGCCGUCAACAGCAGCGGCAAGGACACCGUCACCAUCAACGUGCUCGUCACUGACAAGCCGACCAAGCCCGAGGGACCGCUACAGAUCUCGGACGUGCACAAGGAAGGUGCCACACUCAAAUGGAAGAGGCCGAAGGACGACGGUGGCGCCCCCAUCGAGUACUACCAGGUGGACAAACUGGACACGGAGACUGGGGUCUGGGUGCCGUGUGCCCGCUCCAAUGAGCCUAAGUGCGACGUUACUGGCUUGACUCCUGGCAAGGAGUACAGGUUCAGAGUGUCUGCCGUGAACUCCGAGGGCGAGUCCGAGCCGCUCACCUCAGAACAGAGCAUCGUCGCCAAGAAUCCGUUCGACGAACCUGGUGCGCCUGGCACCCCGAGCGUGACGGACUGGGACAAGGACCACGUGGACCUGAAGUGGACGCCGCCGCGCGAGGACGGCGGCGCGCCGCUCGAGGGCUACAUCGUCGAGAAGAAGGACAAGUUCGGCGACUGGGAGAAGGCUCUCGAGGUUCCCGCGAACCAGACCAACUGCACUGUGCCCGAUCUGGUGGAGGGACAGACUUACGAGUUCAGGGUCCGCGCCGUGAACAAGGCGGGCCCCGGCGAGCCGAGCGACAGCACGCACCCCAUCGUGGCCAAGCCCCGGAACCUGGCGCCCAAGAUCGACCGCACCAACCUUGUCGACAUCAAGCUCAAGGUCGGGACGAAGUUCGGCUUCGAUGUCAAGGUUUCGGGUGAACCGAUGCCGGAAACCAAAUGGUUCCUCGCCAAGAAGGAGGUGAAGUCCUCUGGCGACAUGAAGGUGCAGCACUCGGACUACAACACCAAGCUCAACUGCAAGGCGGCCACGCGCGCCGACAGCGGCCGCUACACCAUCACGGCCGAGAACGUCAAUGGCAAGGACGUGGCCGAGGUGGAGGUCAUAGUGCUGGCGGCGCCCAGCCCGCCUAAUGGGCCGCUUAAGGUGUCGGACGUGCACGCCCACGGCGCCAAGCUGUCCUGGCUGCCGCCCUCCGACGACGGCGGGCAGCCCAUCGACAAGUACAUCGUCGAGCGCAUGGACGAGGCCACGGGCCGCUGGGUCACCGCCGGCGAGACCGACGGACCGCAGACCAGCCUGGCAGUCGACGGCUUACAGCCCGGACAUAAGUACAAGUUCAGAGUCCGCGCUGUUAACAGGCAAGGCAAAUCCGAGCCUCUCACCACCCCGCACGCCACCGAGGCCAAGAACCCUUACGAUCUUGCCGGCAAGCCUGGCACGCCCGUCAUCAAGGACUUCGACCGCGACUGGGUCGAGCUCCAAUGGGCGAGGCCGGAGUCCGACGGCGGCGCGCCUAUUACUGGAUACGUUAUUGAGAAGAAGGACCGCUUCUCGCCGGAUUGGGAGGAGUGUGCUCAGAUCGAGGGCGACGUAACAACCGGCAAGGUGCCCGACCUGAUCGAGGGCAACACGUACGAGUUCCGCGUCCGCGCCGUCAACAAGGCCGGGCCGGGCGAGCCCUCCGACCACACCAAGCCGCACCUCGCGAGGCCGAAGAACCUCGCGCCUAAGAUCGACAGGAACUUCAUGUUUGAUAUCAAGGUCAAGGCCGGCAAGAACUACGAGCUGGAUGUACCAGUUGCCGGCGAACCGACCCCGACCAAGGAAUGGUUCCACGGCGACAACAUGGUCAUCAACACAGAUCGCAUCAAGAUCGUCAAUGACGCGCACUCCACCAAGUUCAAGGUCGUCGACGCCAAGCGCGCCGACAGCGGUUCUUACACCCUCAAGGCCAAGAAUCACAACGGAACCGACUCGGCCACUAUCAAAGUCACUGUACUCGAUGUACCGACACCACCUGAAGGACCGCUCCGGGCUGACGACAUCACCAAGUCUGGUUGCUCACUAAAAUGGCGCCCGCCCAGGGAUGAUGGCGGCAGCGAGAUCACUCACUACGUCGUCGAAAAGAUGGACCAGGAGAACCUGAGAUGGAUCCCGGCCGGUGAAGUCUCCUCUUGCAACAUCCGCAUCGACCAUCUCAUCGAAGGUCACGAUUACAACUUCAGAGUACGCGCUGUUAACAAGCAAGGAGAGUCCCAGCCGUUGGUCGGCUCCGAGCCUAUCACGGCCAAGGACCCUUACGGAACGCCAGACAAACCAGGUACUCCAGUUGUCAAAGACUGGGACAAGGAUCAUAUGGAUCUGGAAUGGGUGCCGCCAAAGAAGGAUGGUGGAUCCCCCAUCACUGGCUACAUUAUCGAGGCGAAGAAACGCUAUGGACCUUGGGAAGUCGCGGCCACUGUCCCUGGGAACACGACAACCGCUACUAUCCCUAAUUUGUCGGAGGGCGAGGAGUAUGAAUUCAGGGUCAUCGCCGUUAACAAGGCUGGCAAUGGAGAGCCUAGCGAUGCUUCCACACCACAAGUCGCCAAGGCCCGCUUCUGCGCACCGCACUUCGACAAAACUCUGCUCGCAGACAAGACAGUCAAGGCCGGACAGAGGAUCCAAUACGAGAUUCCCAUCGAAGCGGCCCCGAAACCGACAGUCGAAUGGCAGAUCAACGGCAAGGUCGUCCAUCCGAACGACCAUAUCGAUAUCCAGGUUCUGCACAACAGGGUCAUAUUAGACAUUCCAUUCUCUGUCCGCGCUGACGGAGGCGUUUACAAGCUGACCCUGAAGAAUGACCUGGGUGUGUGCUCUGCCACCGCUCAGGUCACCGUACUUGACAAACCAGCGAGACCAGAGAAGCCUCUGGUUGUCGCGGAUGUUACCAAGGACUCAUGCUCACUAUCUUGGAAGGUACCGCUCGAUGAUGGUGGAUCACCGAUCCUGCAUUACGUUAUUGAGAAGAUGGAUCUGUCCCGUGGAACUUGGUCCGAUGCCGGUAUGAGCACUUACCUGUCUCACCAAGUCACCAGGCUUAUCCACAUGAAGGAAUAUCUGUUCAGAGUAAGCGCAGUCAAUGCUAUUGGACAGUCUGAGCCUUUAGAGCUAGACCGCGCUAUCACGGCCAAGAACGAAUUCGACGAACCAACUGCACCGGGCAAGCCUGAAGCUACCGACUGGAGCAAGAAUCACGUGGACCUCCAAUGGACCACUCCGAAAUCCGACGGUGGUUCACCCAUUACUGGCUACAUCAUCCAGAAGAAAGAAAAGGGCAGCCCCUACUGGGUGAACGCUGCUCACGUUCCUUCAAACAAGAACAAAGCCACCGUCCCUGACCUUACUGAGGGACAGGAAUACGAAUUCAGGGUCAUCGCCGUAAACAAGGCCGGACAGUCUGAGCCUUCUGAACCUUCGGACAUCAUCACAGCGAAGGACAGAUUCGUGGCGCCUAAAAUCCUUACGCCACUUAAAGAGAUCAGAAUCAAGGCUGGACUCAUCUUCCAUCUGGAUGUCGACUUCAUUGGAGAACCUGUUCCUGAAGUUACAUGGACUUGCAACAGCAAACCGGUCCUUACCAACGAAAGGACUACUGUAACUUCAGUUGGUCAUCACACGAUUAUUCACACAGUAAACUGCAAGCGUUCCGAUGCUGGUAAAUAUCAUCUAUCGCUGAAGAACGACUCAGGAUCUGACGAAGGAAGCUUCGAGCUUAUCGUCCUAGAUGUUCCUGGACCGCCGCAAGCGCCUUUCGAGUAUGAAGAGAUCACGGCUCAGUCCGUCACUCUUUCAUGGAAACCACCCAAGGACAACGGUGGAAGCGAACUGACCGCCUACGUCAUUGAGAAACGUGACUUGACUCACGGAGGUGGCUGGGUACCAGCUGUCACCUACAUCAACCCUAAGCUCAACCACGCCACAGUACCGCGAUUGGCUGAAGGAACCAAAUACGAGUUUAGAGUAUUCGCCGAGAACUUGCAAGGCCGUUCCGAGCCGCUUGUGACUGACAGAGCAGUGGUCGCUAAGAACCAAUACACUGUUCCUGGCAAGCCUGGCAAACCAGAACUUGUGUCUGCGGACAAGGAUCACAUCAAGGUCAGGUGGACACCACCUAUCUCCAACGGGGGAUCCAACAUCAUCGGCUACGACGUCGAGAGGAGAGACAAGGCCACUGGCCGCUGGAUCAAAUUGAACAAAGAUCCAGUCAGGAGCAGCGAAUACGAAGACGAUAGGGUACAAGAAGGCCACCAGUACGAAUACAGGGUAUCCGCAGUAAACGCUGCCGGACCAGGCCAGCCGUCCGACCCGUCCAACAUGUUCAUCGCUAAACCAAUGAAAGAGAAGCCCAAACUGUACCUGGAUCAUCUUAUUGGACGCAGGAUCAAGGUGCGCGCCGGCGAACCUAUCAAUAUAAACAUUCCAAUCACCGGCGCGCCCACACCGACCAUCUCCUGGACCAAGGGUGCCGUCUCUCUGCUGCCUUCGCUUAGACUGUCCACGGAAACCAAGAACGAUGAGACCAAGCUGAACAUUGAGAAGUCGACAAGAGACGACGCUGGAAAAUACACUAUCACGGCGUCCAACGCUCAUGGAAAAGACUCCGCCGAUAUCGAAGUCAUUGUUGUUGACAAGCCUGGUAUUCCGAAAGGACCUCUCCUUACAACAGCGGUCACACACGACACGAUCAGUCUACAGUGGCAGCCGCCUACCGACGACGGGGGCAGCGAGAUCACCGGCUACGUCGUCGAGGUCGCCGAAUACGGCGUCAACGACUGGCGAACUGUCGCAGGCUUCUGCCCGAAAUGCUCCUUCGCCGUCAAGAACCUUACUGAAGGCAAGAAAUAUGUGUUCAGGGUACGCGCUGAGAACCUCUACGGAGUGUCUGACCCAUUGGAGUCCAAGCCUACGGUUGCCAAGUCGCCAUUUGACCCGCCAGAUGCACCAGAAACGCCAAGGAUUACCGGAUACAGCGCGAACAGCUGCUCUCUCGAAUGGGACCCGCCCGCAAACUGCGGCGGCAAACCCAUCACCGGAUACUACGUCGAGAAACGCGAGCGCGGUGGCGAAUGGAUCAAGGUUAACAACUACCCGACACCGAACACCUGCUACACCGUCUCUGACCUUCGCGAGGGCAACCGCUACGAGUUCAGAGUCAUCGCCGUCAACGAGGCCGGACCUGGCAAACCUAGCAAGCCUACAGAACCUAUCACAGCGCAGACGCAACGACUUAAGCCUAGCGCGCCUGAAGCGCCUAAACCAGACAGAAUUACUAAGGACUCGGUCACAUUGUCCUGGAGGCCGCCGAAGAGCGAUGGUGGGUCAAAGAUUAAGGGCUACAUCAUCCAACAGAAGGGUAAGGGCGACAAAGACUGGAAGGAUGUCAAUGACGUGCCUAUUCCAAGCCUCGUUCACACUAUUCCUAAACUUAAGGAAGGUGAAGAGUAUCAGUUCAGGGUCAUUGCUGUCAAUGACGUCGGUCGCUCUGACCCAAGCAAGCCUACAAGCGACAUCACUAUUGCCGAACAGCCUAACAAACCUUGCAUGGAUCUUGGAGGAGUCAGGGACAUUACGGUGCGCGCUGGAGAGGACUUCUCCAUCCACGUGCCUUACACUGGCUUCCCGCAACCGACAGCAUCCUGGUUCAUGGAUGACAACCUCCUCGAUGUUGAGGGAGACUCUAGGAUCUUCCAGAAGAUUACGCCAGAAUCGGCAUCGCUUGUCGUCAAGAACGCUAAGAGGUCCGACGGUGGACAAUACAGACUGCAACUGCGCAAUCCGUCCGGAUACGACACGGCCACGAUCAACGUGCGUGUCCUCGACAGACCUGGCAAGCCAGAGAACCUGCGUGCGGAUGAAUUCGAAGGUGAAGCUCUCACGUUAUACUGGAACCCGCCGAAGGACAACGGUGGCGGCGAGAUCACGAAUUACGUCGUUGAGAAACGCGAGGCUAGAACCGCCAACUGGACGAAGGUUUCCGGCUACGUUACCACUCCGUUCUUCCGCGUGAAGAACCUCAACGUCGGCAGAGAUUACGAGUUCAGGGUUAUGGCUGAGAACCAAUACGGACAAUCCGACCCGGCUCAAACUACUGAGCCUAUCAAGGCAAGACAUCCGUUCGAUCCUCCAGGCGCGCCUGGAGCACCAAGAUCAGUCGAAACUACGGAAUCAUCUAUCACGAUCACUUGGACUAAGCCUCGUCACGACGGCGGCUCACCCAUUACUGGUUAUGUCGUAGAGAAGCGACUGAUAACCGAAGACAAAUGGACCAAAGCCUCGCACGCGCACGUGCCCGACACAACUCUUAAAGUCACCGGUUUGAUCGAGAACCAGCAGUAUGAGUUCAGGGUAGCGGCCAUCAACGCCGCCGGUCAAGGGCCGUACUCGCAGAGCUCGGAUGCUAUCCGCGCCUGCGCGCCGCCCAACUCGCCGAAGAUCACCAGCGACCUCAGCCUCAGGGACAUCACCGUUAUUGCGGGAGAGGAGAUCAAGAUCACCGUGCCGUUCACUGGCAACCCUAGGCCGAAGGUAUCAUGGUUCGUGAACAACGAGGAAGUGUUCCCCGACAACAGAAUCCGUUUUGUAACGUCAGACAUUGACACGGUGUUCUACAACUCGUCUGCCAAGAGGUCCGACACGGGGCCGUACACUAUUCAGCUGUUGAACAGCGAGGGUUCGGAUAGCGCGACUUGCAGGGUAUUAGUGGUAGACCGACCAUCGCCGCCUGUAGGCCCGCUCGAAGCGUCCGACAUCACGCCAGAUACGUGCACGCUCAGCUGGAAGCCGCCACUAGACGACGGCGGCUGCCCCAUUUCCAACUACAUCGUCGAGAAGAUGGACAACAAUGGAGUAUGGCAGAAGAUCUCAUCGUUCGUGCGUAACUGCCACUACAACGUGAUGGGUCUCGAACCGAAUCGCAAAUACACGUUCCGCGUCCGCGCUGAGAACCAGUAUGGAGUUUCUGAUCCGCUCACCAUGGACGACUCUAUUACUGCUAAGUUCCCGUUCACGAUCCCCGACCCGCCGGGCGCGCCGCGCGUGGUGGAGUGGGACGGCUCCACCGCCGCGCUCGUGUGGGACCGGCCGCGCUCCGACGGCGGCUCGCGCAUCCAGGGCUACAAGCUCGACUUCAGGGACGUGCGCGACAACGUCUGGAACAGCGCCGAUUAUCUGGUCAAGGACUGCAACUACCAGGCAUACAACCUCGAAGCCGGAUGCGAGUAUGAGUUCCGCGUCCGCGCCAAGAACGCCGCCGGCUUCAGCAAGUACUCGGCCAGCUCGCAGCGCUUCAAGGUCAAGCCCCGCUGCGGACCACCUGGACCUCCGCGGGCCCCUCGCGUUGUGCGCGUGGGCAAGAACUAUGUGGAUCUCAGCUGGGACCCGCCAGCGAACGAUGGAGGAUCCCGCAUCACGGGCUACAUCAUCGAGCGCCGCGACGUGGGCGACAGCGUGUGGGUCAAAUGUAACGACUACAACGUCGCCGACACCACGUUCACUGCGAUGAAACUCAUUGAGAAGGCAGACUACGAGUUCAGGAUUAUUGCCGUUAACAGUGCCGGAAAAUCCGAGCCAUCAUCAUGCACAACUCCAGUCCGCACUGGCGAAGAGAUCGGAGGCACGAAGCCCGAAUGGGUGAAGAUGAUGCCCCCGCAUAUGUGCGCUCCAUUGGGCAGACCAUUCACUAUUGAAUGCGUCGCCACUGGCAACCCGAUACCUACUGGCAGAUGGCUUAGGAACGGCAGAGAAGUCGUGCUAGGAACCAGAUUCAUCGCAGAGUCCCGUGAGGGCGUGCUCAAACUGAACAUCACCGAGGCCGCCGACGCGGACGAGGGUGACUACACGUGCGAGGCCGUCAACAACAUCGGCUUCAUCUACUGCACUGGUCACCUUAAGAUCGGAAAUCCUCCCCGCAUCACGCGCAUGCCGGGCGACCUGCACCUGCCCGAGCACGACAACACGAAGAUCAAGAUCCUGUACACCGGCGACCAGCCCGCCGACGUCACGCUCACCAAGGACGGCCAUGCCGUCAAGGAGUCCCCGCAUCUCAAGUUCACCGUCUUCGAUGAUUAUAUCCUCAUCUUCAUCAAGGAUAUCAGCAAGGAUGAUAUGGGCACAUACAAGAUCACCAUCAAGAACAACUCCGGCGAGACAUCAGACACGUUCUCGGUCACUGUCACCGGCCUGCCCGGACCUCCUCAGGACCUCGUACCAAGCGAUGUUACCAAGCAUUCGUGCACCCUUACAUGGAGACCGCCGAGCUACGAUGGCGGCAUGCCUGUUACGCACUACGUCGUCGAGCGUAAUGAUACCUCUGGAACCUCCUGGAUCACAAUCGCGUCCUCAGUCCGAGACACACGUUUCACCGUCCAGGGUCUCACGGAGGGCCAGGAGUACAACUUCAGGGUCCACGCCGCCAACGAAAACGGACAAGGACCCGCCUGCGAUGCCGCUAACCCGAUUAGGGCUAAGGCACCGUUCGACCCACCGUCUGCGCCCGGCAUUCCCAAGAUCAAGGAAGUUGGAGGUGACUUCGUUCACCUUGAAUGGGAGAAGCCUGAAAGCGACGGAGGGGCCAGGAUCCAAGGUUACUGGAUCGACAAACGCGAGGUCGGCACGUCGACCUGGCAGCGCGUGAACCCGACGCUGUGCCUGCCCAACCAGUACAACUGCUCCAACCUGAUCGAGGGCCGCCAGUACGAGUUCAGGGUCACCGCCGUCAACGAGGCCGGGCCCAGCCCGCCCUCCACCGCCAGCCAGGAGGUCAAGGUCGUGGACCCGAGAGCUGCCACUCCGCCGGAGAUCGUAAAGCCGCUGAAGAAUGCCAACUGUAUCCAGUACCACAACGCCAAGUUCACUUGCACCAUCACUGGCUUCCCCAAACCGACUAUCACUUGGUACAAGGGCGCUCGUGAGAUAACCAACGGUCCUCGUCACCGCAUCUGGAGCGAGGGUGAUAACCACUUCCUGACAGUUGUGGACGUGUUCGGAGAGGAUGCGGACUCAUACGUGUGCCGCGCUGUUAACAGAGCCGGCGCUAAGAGCACGAAGGCUGAGCUGCUUAUUAUGACUGCGCCUAAGCUGAACGUGCCGCCUCGCUUCCGCGACACGGCCUACUUCGACAAGGGUGAGAACGUGGUGAUCAAGAUUCCGUUCACCGGCCACCCCGUGCCCAAGAUCACGUGGGUGCGCGAGGGAGAGACCAUCGAGUCUGGACACCAUUACCAUGUGGAAAGGAAAGAACGUCACGCGAUCCUGACGAUACGCGACGCAAGCAAGAUGGACUCUGGUCCAUACAGAAUCACUGCCGAGAACGAGCUGGGAUCAGACUCGGCUAUCAUCAACAUUGAGAUCAGUGACCGGCCAGACCCGCCGCGCUUCCCAGCCUGCGACAACAUCGGCGUGGACUCCCUGGCGCUCAGCUGGAAGGCGCCCGUCUGGGACGGCGGCUCCGACAUCACCAACUACCUGGUCGAGAAACGGGAGCAUCCCAUGUCCAGCUGGAUACGCGUCGGCAAUACCAGGUUCACAACGAUGGCGAUAACCGGCUUAGUCCCGGGCAAGCAGUACGAGUUCCGAGUGUACGCCGAGAACAUCUACGGCCGCUCCGAACCCAGCGAACCCACGGGCCUGGUGCAGACCAAGGCUGUCAUCAAGAAGGAGUUCAAAAAGAAAGAAUAUCCUGUGGACGAAACCGGCAAGCGCAUCCGCAGCAACGCCGACCACGGUCCUGUCAAGGAUUACGACAGCUACGUUUUCGACAUUUACAGCAAAUAUGUACCGCAGCCCGUCGACAUCAGCACCUGCUCCGUGUACGACAAAUACGACAUUCUCGAGGAGAUUGGCACAGGUGCCUUCGGCGUCGUGCACCGCUGCCGCGAGCGCUCCACCGGCAACUACUUCGCGGCUAAGUUCAUUCCUUGCACCGGGGCCAUGGAGAAGGAACUCAUCAAGAAGGAGAUAGACAUCAUGAACCAGUUGCAUCACAGGAAGCUGAUCAAUCUACAUGAUGCGUUUGAAGACGAUGAUGAGAUGGUUCUCAUCUUUGAGUUCUUGUCUGGAGGUGAGCUGUUCGAGCGCAUCACCGAACCUGGCUACAAUAUGUCCGAGGCCGAAGCCGCGCAUUACAUGAGACAGAUCUGCGAGGGAGUGAGACAUAUGCAUGAACAGAACAUCAUACAUCUCGACUUGAAACCGGAAAAUGUUAUGUGCCAGACGAGAACGGGCACAGACGUUAAGAUCAUUGACUUCGGUCUAGCCACCAAAUUAGAUCCGAACGAAGUGGUCAAGAUCUCAACGGGCACCGCCGAGUUCGCGGCGCCCGAAAUCGUCGAGAGGGAGCCGGUUGGCUUCUACACAGACAUGUGGGCCGUGGGUGUACUUUCAUACGUGCUACUCUCCGGCCUAUCGCCGUUCGCCGGCAACAACGACAUCGACACGCUGAAGAACGUGAAGGCUUGCGACUGGGAGUUCGACGAGGAGGCGUUCCAGCAUGUCUCGGACGACGCCAAGGACUUCAUCAGACGACUGCUAGUUAAGAAUAAGGAAAAACGUCUAACGGCUCACGAAUGCCUGCUCCACCCAUGGCUGGCCGGCGACGCUACAUCAUCGCGCACAGCCACCAUCGAAGCCCGCAGAUACGAGAAGAUGCGCGACAGGCUACGCAGCCGCUACGACGACUGGGCCGGGUUCGUGCUGCCCAUCGGCAGGCUGAGCGAAUACAGCAGCCUGAGGAAACUGCUCAUUGAGAAGUGGAAGAUCUACGAUGGACAGUUCGACCGCAGACAAGCGGCACCACGCUUUGUGAUCCGACCACAGUCCGCCUUCUGCUACGAGGGCCAGUCGGUGAAAUUGUACUGCCGCAUCAUCGCCUGCGCCACGCCCACCGUCACGUGGUCGCACAACAACCACGAGUUGAGACAGUCCGUCAAGUUCAUGAAGAGAUACGCUGGCGACGAUUACUACUUCAUCAUCAACCGCGCCAAGCUAGAGGACCGCGGCGAGUACAUCGUCCGCGCGGAGAACCACUACGGCUUCCGCGAGGAGGUCGUCUUCCUAAAUGUACAACCGGUCCCGAAGGUCCAGCGCCAGCACGCGCCCGAGGCGCCGCGCCGGCGCUCCGCGCUGCCCUACACGUUCUGGCAGGAGACGAGCGAGACGGCGCCGGUAUUCACCUUCCAGCUGCGGCCGCGCGUCAUGCAGGCGCGCGACACCUGCAAGCUGCUGUGCUGCCUCAGCGGCCGCCCGACGCCCACUGUCAAGUGGUACAAGGACAGAAAGGAGCUAUCAAAGUUCGACUACUCGAUGACGAACUCGGACGGCGUGGUCACGCUUGAGAUCGUCGACUGCAGACCAGAAGACAGCGGGAAAUACACUUGCGUCGCCACCAACUGCCACGGCACUGAUGAGACGUCUUGUGUCGUCAUUGUUGAAGGCGAGGUAGUGAGCGCGGAACAAGCGGCGCUAGCACACAACUUCCUCCACUCGGGCGACAGGCGUUACAUCGAGAAGCCGAUCAAGCCCGCGCCGCCGCCGAUCAUCACCAAGACUAAGGUGACGAUCGACCCGCCAGUCAAGACGCACGCCAUCGCCAGGCCCAAGUUCUCGCCUCAAACUUCAGUGGAUGCAUCCAAGAAGAAGUAUGGUGCUAAACUGGAUUCCGACACUUCGUCGAGGUCAAGGAGCACCACUAAGGAAUUAGUCUUGCCAGCAUCCGACUCGACAAUGUGCCUGCCGUCGUUCGCGCGAGCCCUGCCCGACGUGCUGGCGGCCCGCGACGGCGCCCCGCUCAACCUGUCGUGCGCCGUGCGCGGCGACCCCGACCCCAGGGUCGAGUGGUACAAGAACGGCCAGCCGCUGCACUCUUCUGAUGUGAUAGACCUAAAGUACAAGAACGGAGUCGCUUCACUAGCCAUCCAUGAGGUGUUCCCCGAAGACGAGGGAGAGUACUCCCUGAGGGCCAUCAACAGCCUGGGCCAGGUCGAGACCAAGUGCAAGGUCACCGUCAAACCGAUGGAAGGCAGCGCGGCCACCGGUGUGAAGUCUGGCGACAAGCCGCCCAGGAUCGUGGACCACGCCACUUCACAGAUCGUCACUGACGGAGAUGCCGUUACGCUGUCCUGCAGAAUCACGGGAGCCGAGCGUUUCGACGUCGUGUGGCUGCACAACAACAAGGAGAUCAAGCCCUCGAAGGACUUCCAGUACUCCAGCGAGGCCAACAUUCACAAGCUGCACAUUGCUGAAAUCUUCCCCGAGGAUGCCGGCAUAUACACAUGCGAAGCGUUCAACGACGCGGGCGAAUCGUUCUCCUCCUGCACACUGGUCGUAUCCGUACCGGGAGAAACUAGUGCUGUGCCACAAUACAAGGCCUUCCCUGCUUCAUCCACCGUCGGCGCCGGCGAGCCUGCCGUCUUCACCGCUGAGCUCGAUAAGCCACCGCUCCAGCUCCAAUGGCUGAAGGACGGCAAGCCCAUCGACGAGACGUCGGCGCGCUACCGCUUCACGAUGGAGGGCACGGCGCGGUACCGGCUGGAGCUCGCCGCCGCCGCCGCCGCCGACGCCGGCCAGUACUCCGCGCGCGCCGUCGGCUCCAAGGGCGACUCGCACGCCGCCUUCUACCUGAACGUCGUCGAGGCAUAACGACUGACCCUGUCACAUCACUACUAGUAUUUAAAAAAUAUAUUGUGACGCCAAAUUGAAACCUGUUUAUUUAUUGAUGACAUUUUUAUACAAUUCGGAGUCUAAGUGUGUAAAGGAUUUUUUAUAAAAAAUAUAAAAGUUUAAUAAUUUAUCUAAUUUAGGUGUUACACCCCGUCGAUGCCUAUGAGAUCGCGAGAUUUCUCUAGUCAUUAACGUUUAAAUGUUAAUUUAUUUUAUGUCGACGUUAUCCGAUGCAGUUUCGUUUUUAAUUUUAUUUAUUCACCUAACAGAUGUUGAAGCUUCCUUAAACGAAUUUAAGCUUGAAAUUUAAUAUAUGUGGUCCUUUGGCCUAGGCUCGAACCCGCGAUGACCCUUUCGGGGAUAUUUUCAAAGCCACCAAAAGUAUCCUAGAAACGGUCGCCGCGUACCGACCAAGUCUGUAAUAUUAUUAUUUUUAUAUAAAUUUAACUGUAUUAUUUAAUUGUACAUAAUUUAAUUUAUAUCAUGUGACCGCGUAAUUUAUAAAUAAAUAUGUAUACCUAAAAAUAUAAA
Molecule: messenger RNA, 29553 nt
Organism: Cydia pomonella (codling moth)
Lineage: Eukaryota; Metazoa; Arthropoda; Insecta; Lepidoptera; Tortricidae
Gene: bent
Product: twitchin
Biological process (GO): protein phosphorylation
Molecular function (GO): ATP binding; protein binding; protein kinase activity
Source: RefSeq, a predicted model, not a curated record